AUGCAGGCUUCUGGGUGCUACAUAGAUUUUGUAACCCUGUUCCGUGGUUACGGAACCGCUCGUCGCUACACUAACACUGAAGACAGUCACCCCGAGAGCCUGUACCCCACUCCCGCUGUGUUCACCAAAGCUACUGUGGAAUUUAACUUCAGCGCUGCACCUUUACAUUCUGACCCCUCCACGUUUGUGUUGCUGCUUCACAACCCCGGCUGCAUCCCUGUGGAGUGGUCCUUCCUCUUUCCACAAGACCAACAGCUUGAGUUGGAGUUCUGGGCAAUGACCGGGGAGUUUACCAGCACCGAACUCUAUCAGAUGAAGGUCCAAGACAACCACUUGUUCAGUAUUUCUCCCCGCUCUGGACGCUUGAUGCCUGGCCAGCAGAGGGCAGUCACUUUUACCUACAGUCACGACUUCAUUGCAAUAGAUCGGUUCCCAGUUCUUUUAAAGAUUUCUUAUGGGAGAGAAAUAAUGCUGAUCUUUCAGGGCACAACGAUUGAAGUGGAUCGACCGUAUCUUCAUUAUUCCUCCAAUACUCACAUAUUUAACGCGGUUGCUACGGGAGACUACUACCCUCCCAAGCAGAUGUAUCAGCUGUACAACCAGGGCGCAGUGCCAGUGAAGUAUGAAGUGGACAAAGCAGCAUUUUCAAAAAUACAAGAGGAAAACUUUAACCACCCGGUGCUGCGCUGUCUCAACCCUCGCGGCGAGAUUCCACCAGGAGAGGCGGCCAUCUUGGAGUGGGUCUUCUCUCCGUUGGAGGCCACGCUGUACCAGAUGGACAUCCCUAUUCACGUCCAAAACGGAGAGUCGACCACCGUCCGGUUUGAAGGAUGUGGAAUUUAUUCACUAACUCCAAAAGUGUCAAACCGCAGCGACAACACCGAUGUUCCGCUUGUACCCUGCUGGCAGCGGGCACCUUUUCCUGAGCGACCUGCAUUUCUAUCUGAGGACAGUGUUCAUUUUGGGAAACUUGUGGUCUCCUCCAAAACUACAAGAAUGCUCUUCCUCAACAACGCUCACACUGACACGGUUCUCUUUGAGUGGGUUCUACCUCAACACAGCAGCCAACCACAGGUGAUGACCAUUGUUCCAAGCAGGGGACGUCUACUUCCUGGUGGAACAGCUCAUUUUGUCCUGACCCUGUUUUCCUCUAAAUAUCCCACAAAUUACCAGUUUGAUGCUAUCUGCAAGAUCACCGGUGAAGCCGCGCUCUGUGACUAUAUCAACGCACUCCGACACAUUGAAGAAGAAAAAGAGAGACUGAAAAAUGAAUUCAUCAUCACGGACAAAAUCCCGAAGGAAAACAAAAUGGUUCUGACUGAAAAGGAAGCAGAAUCUGUUGCUUUACGACAACAAGCUUUUUUGAACAAAUACAAGACUCUCCCUCCGAUCCGCGGCACCAACGAUUGUAACACGGUCAGAUCUUUAAGCAGUAAAGUCUCCAGAGCCGAACGCAGAGCCCUGAGAGAGCUGUCCAAAGUUGAGAAAGGCCCAGAGCCUCCAAAGCCGAGUCUGCUCCAUCUCUGGGUGACGGCACAAUCACACAGCCAUGAAGCCUUCCAGAAGUCACUGGAUCAGCGCAGAUACCUGGUCGAUGACACACACAAGCUCCAGGAGACCCGUCACUCACACAAACCUGAGUCUUCAGACCAAUUCAAGGUGAACGCAGAGAGCCAAGACAGUCCUGGUGAGGAGGAGAAGCCGGUCCGAGCCGAGCUGUUAGACCUGAUGGAGGAGGUGUGUCAGGCCACGCUGCAGAACCUGAUGAUAGAAGCGAUCCGAGGAGAGCUGGACCUCACCGCCUCCUCCCAGACCCUCGUUCUACCAACAUCAACAAGAAAUACAGCAGCGCCAAUAAACCUGGACGAUGAUGGAACAGGAAGCAUGGACAAGGAUAAUUGA
Molecule: messenger RNA, 1902 nt
Organism: Knipowitschia caucasica
Lineage: Eukaryota; Metazoa; Chordata; Actinopteri; Gobiiformes; Gobiidae
Source: the annotation of a GenBank genome assembly